CCUCAGACAAGGGGAAUGUAAGCAAAAGAAUUGACAGAACUUGACUGCCUCCAGAACUUUACACCAUGAUCAUUUUGGCUCUGUUCAUCUUCAUGACCCUGGCAGAAGUGCCCAUUUGGGCAGAAGUUGUUAAUAAUUUUAACGGGUGCCGUAAGUUCUUUUAUAAGCGCACUGAACCACAGGGAAUGGAUCAAAAUGCCAAGAAAAUCUGCCAGAAAUAUAAGAACGGUGGGUGUUUCUAUGCUUCACUUUACUCAACAUACCACAAGAUUCCUGUGUACAGUGCCUACAUUCUUGAUAACAACUGUCGCAGCCAGGAUGGACGAAAAAGCAGCAACUGGUUCAUUGAACCUCAGGAUUGGGAUGGGCCUCCUAAUGAAAGCUCCUCAAGUUAUUCAUCAGGAGUCAAUCGCUGCCUUCUACGGGGAGGGGCUUCAUCAUUGUCUUCUUCAUCCCUCCUCCUCCUUAUCCCGUGGCACUGGACAGGACUCAUCAUACUGACAACAGGAACCAGCAUAUAAGGGGACGGGCCCAAUGAAGGCAAUGGGACAAUCAAAGGGGGUGGGCUACAAAUGCAGAAUGGGGUUCUCAAAGGGGAAGGGUUCCCUAAGGGGGACAGGGUGCUUAGAGGAGAUGGGUUCCCAAAGGGGGAUGGGGUGUUCAGAGGGGUGUUGGUCCUCAAAUGGAUAUGGUUCCAUUUGGGCGUCAGGUUCCUUAAUGGGGUACAAAUCCUCACAGGGGGAGGGUUCCUCAAAGGGGUCAGAAUCCUAAUGGGGUUUGGGGUCCUCA
Neoarius graeffei (lesser salmon catfish) is the source of this 789-nucleotide messenger RNA. Its product is annotated as endonuclease domain-containing 1 protein-like. The record is from RefSeq and is a predicted model, not a curated record. NCBI's taxonomy places the organism in Eukaryota, Metazoa, Chordata, Actinopteri, Siluriformes, Ariidae. Bases 66 to 521 code for a protein of 151 amino acids. The transcript has 2 exons.